This is a messenger RNA of Saccharomyces mikatae IFO 1815, 2076 nucleotides long. It is a transcript of the gene VPS33, whose product is annotated as tethering complex ATP-binding subunit VPS33. NCBI's taxonomy places the organism in Eukaryota, Fungi, Ascomycota, Saccharomycetes, Saccharomycetales, Saccharomycetaceae. Gene Ontology annotation, biological process: intracellular protein transport; vesicle-mediated transport. The record is from RefSeq and is a predicted model, not a curated record. The coding region runs from base 1 to 2076 and encodes 691 amino acids. The transcript has a single exon. Gene Ontology annotation, cellular component: fungal-type vacuole; CORVET complex.
AUGAAUAGAUUUUGGAAUACUAGGAAGUUUUCAUUAUCAAAUGCUGAUGGGUUGUGUGCCACCUUAAAUGAAAUAUCUCAAAAUGAUGAAAUUCUUGUGGUUCAACCGAGCUUCGUGCCCGUGCUCAAUAGUUUACUGACUUUUCAAGAAUUGACUCAAUCAACACCUGUAAGAAAAAUUGCGUUACUUGAUGAUAUGCUGAGUGAUGAUUUGUCUGGUACAUUGAGCAAUGUUCCGCAAAUGGACCUUAUCUUUCUUAUUGAUGUCAGAACAUCUCUCCGACUUCCUUCACAACUAGUUGAUGCUGCUCACAAGUGCGAUUUAUCACCACUGCAUAUAAUAUACUGUCAAUGGAAAAAUUCUUUCCAAAAUACCUCGAAGAAUUCAGUACAUCAGCAGAGGGAUGGGUACGCAUUAAAUGUUAAGAGGUCACAUUUCCCUAAUGUCAUUGAAUCUCAAUUGACGGAGUUAAAGAGCGAAUACAUUCUUUACCCUUGGGAUUUGUUACCAUUUCCACAGAUUGAUGACAAUGUUUUGUUAACCCAUUCUCUUUAUAACAUGGAAAAUGUAAAUAUGUACUACCCUGAAUUACGGUCCUUACAAAGCGCUACAGAGUCAAUACUGAUUGAUAACAUAGUUAAUUCACUGCGAAGUUUAAUUUUUGAAACUAAUAGUAUCAUAACAAACGUUGUUUCUAUAGGUAAUUUGUCUAAGAAAUGUAGCCAUCUUUUGAAGGAACGGAUCGAUGAACAGCAAACAGAAGAAGAUUUGUUUAUCAAAGGUACGCUAUAUGGUGAACGGACUAAUUGUGGACUAGAAAUGGACUUGAUUAUCUUAGAAAGGAAUUUAGAUCCUAUAACACCAUUGUUAACACAACUUACAUAUGCAGGAAUACUGGAUGAUCUAUAUGAAUUCAACUCAGGGAUAAAGAUAAUGGAGAAGGAUAUGAAUUUUAAUUAUAAGGAAGAUGAAAUAUGGAAUGAAUUGAAAUUUUUAAACUUUGGAUCUGUUGGACCACAACUGAAUAAAUUAGCAAAAGAAUUACAAAUCCAAUAUGAUAUGAGGCAUAAAGCCGAGAGUGUACAUGAAAUUAAAGAAUUUGUCGAUUCUUUGGGUUCAUUGCAACAAAGGCAGGUAUAUUUGAAAAAUCAUACAACAUUAUCAUCUGACGUUUUGAAAGUAGUAGAGACUGAGGAGUACGGAUCUUUUAACAAAAUCCUAGAGUUAGAGUUGGAAAUUUUGAUGGGGAAUACGCUCAAUAAUGAUAUUGAAGAUAUUGUACUAGAGUUGCAGUAUGAGUACGAAGUUGAUCAAAAGAAGGUUCUUCGGUUAAUUUGCUUAUUGUCCAUUUGCAAAAAUUCACUUCGAGAAAAAGAUUAUGAAGAUCUGAGAACCCUUAUGAUUGACUCUUGGGGUAUAGAAAGAUGUUUUCAACUUGAGUCCUUGGCUAUGUUAGGAUUUUUCACCAAUAAAACAGGGAAAGCUGAUUUGGAUAUUGCUAAAAGCAAGCCAACAAGAUUACAAAAAGAAUACCGCUAUAUUUCACAAUGGCUAAAUACAGUGCCUAUAGAAGAUGAGCAUGCUACAAAUAAAGCCACGAAUCAAAAAGACGAGUUUGCAGAAGCCACUUUCGCUUAUAGUGGUGUAGUACCAUUGACAAUGAGAUUAGUUCAAAUGUUAUAUGAUAGGUCUACACUGUUCCAUAACUAUUCCUCACAACAACCUUUCAUACUAUCAAGAGAGCCCAAGGUUUCUCAAACCCAUGAUUUGAUAGAACAGUUAUACGGAGACUCCGAUGUAAUUGAAGAGAGCAAAUGGGUCCCAGAAGCCGUUACCAAGAAGAUCAAUGCAAGUAUCAAGAGCAAUAAAAGACACUCUAUAGACGGUUCUAAUGGAACAACUCAAGCAGAAGAAGAUAUUGCACUUGUAGUUUUCCUUGGAGGUGUAACUAUGGGCGAAAUAGCAAUAUUGAAGCAUUUACAGAGAAGAUUAAGUAAAAAAGGUAUCGUUAAAAGAUUUAUCAUUAUUGCAGAUGGCCUGGUCAAUGGCGAUAGAGUUAUGAAGUCUAUAUCUUAA